This is a messenger RNA of Rotaria sp. Silwood1, 717 nucleotides long. Lineage: Eukaryota; Metazoa; Rotifera; Eurotatoria; Philodinida; Philodinidae. The record is from the annotation of a GenBank genome assembly.
AUGAGUUUUUUCGGUAGUCUUGGUAAAAAGGCUGUAGAAAAAGCCUAUGAUCUUGCAUCAAAAGUUGAAGGUGGUCGUGAUUAUUUAACAAAUGCAGCUAAUACAGUUAAUUCAUUAGUCAAAGGCAAAGAUGCUCGUGUUUAUUUAAAACCAGGUAAUGUUAUACAAUUCAAAUCUCGAGCAUCUGAUCGUUCAAUACAAAUUGUUGUUUCAAAAGAAACAAAUGAAUUAAUAUGUGAUGCUAUUGGUGGUACAGGUCCAUUUUUUCCUAAUGCAUAUUGGCUUGUUGUUUGUGGUCAACAUAGUCGAUAUUAUUUUCAUAAUAAUUAUAAUUAUCUUGGUAUUCGAAAUGGUAAACUUGUUAUUAUACCAUCAUCAUCAACUGAAAAACCACCAAAGGAAGCUGAAUUUCGUGUACAAGAUGUGUUAGGUUCAGCACAAGCUAUUUAUAUUGAAUCAGUACAUGUACCAGGAUAUUUUCUUAGUUUUGAUGAGGAUGGUGUACCUGGUGAUGGAAUUAAAACACAAAUAAAAGAAAAAUUUUUUCAAUUCGAAAUUCAAUUAAUUGCUUAUGGACCUGGUAUUCAACCUGAAAAAGAUGAUAAUACAAUUGAAAAACCCAAUGAAGCAUCACCACCACCUUAUUGGUCUGUGUCAGCUGGAUCAACACCACAACAACAAUCUCAAACUGGAAAUAAUGCUAAUUCAACAUCAUAA